AUGUCGUUCACCAACGUCUACUACAAGCGCGCAACAGCGACACCCAAAGCCUGCUUUGUCUGCUACAAGCCCACCACCACCGUCCUCGCCACCGCCAGCACCAUCGACUUUAUCUACGUCUGCACGACGCACCUCUCCGACCCGGGGUUCGCGACGCAGCUUGGCGAGAGCCGGGACGGCAUCGGCGCGAGCGCCGUGAAGAAGAUCGGGCUGAGCGCAGAGGAAAUUGCCAAGGUGAAGGAGGAAUGGGAGGAAAAGCAGCGUCUGAAGAAGGAGAAAGCAGAGCAGAAGAAGGACAAGGAUGCUGUCAAGGACGAGGGCACAGGCAAGGACAAGUCCCAGACGAAAGAUUCAGCUAAUACUCCAUCGCCCUCGACGCCCUCGGCUCCCACCCCCACGGCAGCGACCACCCCCUCGCACGAGCGAUACAGCCUGCACCGCGAUUUCUUCGCCAUGCGACUCGCUGAGCAUCGGAAGCGGCGACAGACCAAGCAGAUGCAGGAGCUCGCUCCGAGGUUGCCCGGCGCGCCUCGGAACCCGAUACCAUGACCGCCCGCAUGACUCCUAUCUCCGGGACUCCAAUCCACUCCCGCUGCUUCGCAUCCUCCACGCCUGCCCUCGCCGCAAAUCUGCGAAUUUAUUGACGCGACAUGUCCCGCAGUGGUAUUUCACUCAUCUACGAACGUGUAUCACGUGUACUACUUAUCGCAGUGGAUGCAGGAAGGGUACCUGUCACGAUUCUUUCCGAGAGACAAUAGCAUUAUCAUUGAAUAGAAUAUGCGUCAGUCCAGC
Molecule: messenger RNA, 792 nt
Organism: Heterobasidion irregulare TC 32-1
Lineage: Eukaryota; Fungi; Basidiomycota; Agaricomycetes; Russulales; Bondarzewiaceae
Exons: 2
Coding region: 1-549 (182 amino acids)
Biological process (GO): vacuolar transport
Cellular component (GO): endosome
Source: RefSeq, a predicted model, not a curated record